Molecule: messenger RNA, 6544 nt
Organism: Scylla paramamosain (green mud crab)
Lineage: Eukaryota; Metazoa; Arthropoda; Malacostraca; Decapoda; Portunidae
Product: cytospin-A-like
Exons: 21
Coding region: 1661-5128 (1155 amino acids)
Biological process (GO): actin cytoskeleton organization
Cellular component (GO): microtubule organizing center; filamentous actin
Molecular function (GO): protein binding
Source: RefSeq, a predicted model, not a curated record
GGACUUGCAUCAUCACCAGCGGGCAGCAGGAGGCUUUAGUGUCAACCUGGCGACGAUAGGGAGAGGGUGUGUAUAUCAUUGCGGUGCUCCCGUGGUCACUUGGAUACCUUGGGUGCUCAACAAAUGUGACUCUUUGACUCGAGACGAAACGCAUCGCAAAUCGACCUCGUAUCAACAAGGGUGAGGCAGCAUGAGGGAAGGAGGGCCUGGGCACAGCAUGUGACGGGAGACGCCCUGCUACAGCUGUGUGGUGGAGGCGGCGGCGGAGGCGAUGGUGGUGGCGGCGGUGGUAGUGAAUGAAAUAAAAAGGGGAUUAAUGUAAGAACGAAAGUAGAUAAAUGAAUAAUGUAUGUUGGCUCUAUUAUGACUAUGAUGUAUAUAUGAAACGAAAAGAAAAAGUUAAUGAAAGGAACAGGAUCUGCUAAAAUACGAAGAUUAUUAAGAAAAAUGUGACUUACGUGGCCAACGUAAGUGUCUAUGAUUAUAAGGUAUACCAACAUAAAUAACAGGAAAUAUAAUUACACAGCUGAAGAUGUGACUGUUAUAUUGAGCGAAUGUUACUAAGAUAAUGUAAAAGGAAAACCAAACAAAUACUGGAUUUACAAAGAUGCAGACUACCUAAGAUCCUGAAAUUACAUCAUCCAGAUAUUACUUAAGAUUAUGUGACUUCUGUGGCACCACUAUUAAUUACUAACUGAAAACGGGAAUAACCAGCAACCAACUAGUCAAACCAACCAGCCAUCUACCAAACACUGAAGAAAAUAAGAAAACAAAGGAUACGUGACUUUUAUGGUGUCAGUAAUUCCCUGUAACAAAAAGAAAAAAAAGUGAUACUAGUAACCACCUAAACCAUAUCCAUAUACACGAAUAACUAUAUAGAGAAUAUUAAAGAACAAAAUGUGACUUAACUGGUACCAAUAUCAACCAUUGAUUGGAAGCGUAGAGCAAUUACCAACCACAAACCAAACUUCCAUUCACUGAAAAAGGGGAAAAAAAAAAAAAAUACUAUUAAAAAAUGUAAGUUGGGUGCCAAUACCAAACUGCAAUAGAAAACGUAGAACAAAAUCAACCACACAGCACACCUCCAUACAAGAACACAAAAAAUAACAGAAAAACAAAAAAAAUGUAAGUGCCAAUACCAAGCAACAACAUAAAACGCCGGCCAGUAACCAACCACCCGAGCCUCAGUCAGUUAGCCAGCAAGAACCGUUACCCAGAUUCAAAAAGCACAGCAGAUAAGUCAAACAAGCGUGGUGAUGACACACGAGUGGAUACAGAAUAGUGGCGUUGUCUCUGGUGGUGCAUGAGAACGGAUGAACUGAGCCUCAACACCGCCACCUAAACCAGCUGGACCUGUGUUGUGGCGGUGUGGUGGGGUGUCAAGUGUGUGGUGGUGGUGGUGGUGAAGUGUAGUUGCGGGCGGAUCUCAUAACUCACCACCACGUUUCAUCAUUAUCAUCUUCUUUCAUCACUCUUCUUCUUCGAGCUCCAGCGGACGAAAGUUGGAGGUUCGCCUUUCAAGACAGAGAAAGAGAGAGACGAAGAGAGAAGGAGGCUCACCAGGUACACGGCACUGCUUAAUUAACAGGCGCCACACAGGGACCUGGACCGGCUGCGGGGGCUGUCUCCCCUCUCCCAGAACUGGCGCCGCACCCCCGGGAUGAACCCUCGCACCCCACUUGUGCUCUCCCCCAGGGGAGGGGGGAGCAUCAGUAGUGCCAGUCACACCAGCACCAACACCGCCCUAACCCCAAAGGCCUCCCACAAGUCUGUCAGGGAGCCUGCCACACCCACCACUCCCUCCCGGCCCAGGCUCCUGCGUUCUGCAUCCCGGCCGGCCAGAGUCCUCGUUCCCUCUGCUGCCAAUCCUGCCCCUGCUACUGCUGCUGUCGUCACCCCGCGGAAAGGCUCAGCUCCCAGCAAGCUAAUCAGCAAUAACCAGGGAGGGAGUCUUGAGAACCUUCCCAACACUGUAUCCACUCGGAGGAAAACUUCAGCUCCAGCCAAGUCAGCAGUGCCCAAUACCAAUGCCAGGAAGAACUCAGCCGUGAUCCCCGCCCGUCCCCGCAAAUCCUCAGCACCAACCAUCAGUACUCGGAUGUCCAAGGACCACGGCGGUGCGGGCAGCCACCACCAAGGGUCCAAGGGCUCCUCCGCCUCUGCUGCCGGUGUCCCAGGGGAAAAGGGCACCGGCAAGAAGGGCGCCGCGGGGCAGGACAUGCAACCCCUGCCCACGCUGAAGGAGGAGAAGAAAACACAAUCCACAUCCAAAGGGAAGAAGAUGGAUGCUAAGGGGAAGGAGAACGCCGCCCCGCCAGCCUCCAAGGGGCCUGAGGCUGCUCCCGCUGCUGCCCCAGCCCCAGUUCCAGUCCCCGCCCCCGUUCCCGCCCCCGCCACAUUCCCGGAGAAGGCCCAUCUGGAGAAGACCAUCUCGGACCUGGUGAGGAAUUCCGAGUCUAAGAAGCAGGAGAUUGCAGCGCUUAAGAUGGAGAUCAACAGACUCAAGGAGUCAGCCCGGGAACGCGACAGCCCCGCCGACGACGAGUGUUCCAGGUGUAGCAAAUGUGGCGCCCCCUCCGACACGCCCACCGCGUCGCACGGUGCCGGCAAGACAACGACGCCCUCCCCCACCCUCGCAGCCCCCUCCCCCGGCCUGUCCCCCGAUGUGAAGGCCUCGCUCAAUUCACUCACCUUGGAAAACAAACUCCUGAAAGAUCGCCUCCUGCAGCUGGGCGUGUCCCUGGAGUCCUCGUCGCUGUCUGACCAGGAAAAGGAGUUGCUGCUGGGCAAGGUGUGCUCCGUGUCCCAGAAUGGCGGUGAGGGUGAAGACCCAUCCUCCUGUGCAGACCGGGGGGAAUGGGACAACAAAUCAACCUCCAGCGUGUCCGAGGUCUCCGUGGCGUGUCUCCAGGACCGCAUACAACAGAUGGAGGAGACCCACUACUGCACCAAUGAGGAGCUCCAGGCCACACUGCAGGAGCUGGAGGAUCUGCGGGAGCAGCUCACCGAGUGUACUGUGGAGGUGCAACAGCUCCAGGAAGAGAAGCAGGUCAUCUUGGAGUCCCUCACGCAACAGACAGAGAAGCUAGCAGAAGCACGCUCUCAGAAUGACACCCUCAAGCACAUGGUGAUCCAGCAGUCUGAGAACAGUCAAGAUCUAUCCCAGUGUGAGAAAACCCAGCGCCUCAUGGAGCUGCUCAAGAGUGCCCAGGAGGACCGAGAACUGCUGCAGAUCAAGCAGGAUGAGCUGGAGCAGCAGAUGACCACCACCAAGGAGGCUGAGGAGCGCUUCCACCGGGAGACACAGCUCAUCAGAGACAGGAUGAAGUUACUGGAGGAGAUGGUGGAGGCAGCAAACAGUGAAAAGAAGACUGCAGAGAACCAGCUAGCAGAGGCCCAGGAGAGCUGUAAGGCCAUGGAGAUUGAGUCCACACGGCUCAAGACGGCACUAGAGGCAGCCAAGGAGAAGAUAACUGAGCUCGAGGCUGCAGUAAUAUCAGGAGAGAAGAGCAAGUUGCCUGAUGUGCUGGAGAGGGUGAGGCAGGAGAAGGAUGCCCUGGAGAAGGAGAAUGCAGCCCUUCAACAACGGGCCAAUGCCACUGCCUGUGAGAACGAACGACUCCGAGACCAGAUUUCUGUGGUGCAGGACGAACUCAUGGUAAGCAGCAGACAAGUGGCACGCAACAAUGCCAGGAGCCAGCUGGAGGAUGCGGACUGGAAGAAGGAGCAGCUGGAAACUGAGAGAAUGCAGCUGCAUGAUGAGAUGGAGGUAUUGAAGGCUACUGUAGAAGAACUGAAGCUCACCUGCCAACGCCACCUGGAGGACAAGAGGGAGCUAAAGGCCAGUUUGUCUGAGGCUCAGAAGAAACUCCAAGAAAGUAAAGAGAGGCUUCAGGAGAAGGAUCGCUGCAUCAGUGAGGGCAAAGCUCAGCUCACUAAGAGGGUGGAAGAGUGGGAGCAGUUCCAGAAUGACCUGCUGACAACUGUCAAAGUGGCAAAUGACUUCAAGACAGAAGUACAGCAUGACCUUCAGAAGCUGGAGCAGGAGAACCAGGUGCUGAAGGAACGAAACAAGCAGCUCUCGGUUGAUUUGGAAAAGGCCAAGGCCGCGAAAGUGUGUGCUCCUGUAGGCAAUAGCAGCACCACCAGCCUGAACAAUGGUGGGAGUGACCGCCGCUCAGUGCGUGCCGUGCCCUCAGCCCUGCCUAAUGGUGACCCUAGCAUCCUCACUGACCGCCGCAACACUCGUCCCCUCGCCAGAGGAGACUCGAGGGUCAAGUCUCUUAUUGAGUCCAUAGAGAGUGCAACAAGGCAAACCCGCGCUGGUUCCCGUAGUUCAUCCACCUCCAGCCUCUGCAGUACAUCCAGUGAGGGGAACAUGAACAAUAAUAACAACAACAGCAAGACCAACACAUCCAUCUUGAAGCGUGCAGACACGGAGAGUAUGAUAAGAAGUGGUCCUUCCUCCCCACUGAAGGAUGCCAGGAACACUCUUGGCUCCCAGACUGUCUCUUCCCCACUUCGGGCCCUCCAGAGAAACUCUUUCUCAGAGGGCCUUGGCCAGUCCCAGUCUUCCUUCUCUAAAUCUACGGCUGGGACUUCUAACCUUUCUACCACUGUCAAGCUGGCAGACAAGACUACCACCAAAAUCAACAACAUGGGGCCACCUGGAGAGAACAGUGUAUCAAAACCUAUUUCCAUCUUGAGUAACAAAUUGGACCAUAGCAUGAGACGCAACAGUUAUGGGCAGAUUAGUGCUGUGGUGGACAAGAAAGAUCCAUUAGCUUCCCUAGCACAAAAUGGAGGCUCCAAGAGGAAUGGUCUAAUCAAAUGGUGUCAGAACAAGACGGUCGGCUACACCAAUGUUGACAUAACCAACUUCAGCUCGAGUUGGAAUGAUGGUCUUGCUCUUUGUGCCAUACUUGACACUUACCUUCCUGAGAAAAUCAGUUACAAGUCCCUCUCACCACAGAACAAGAGGGAGAACUUCCAGGUUGCAAUAUCAGCAGCAGAGUCUGUGGGUAUAACUAAUCUGCUGGAUGUCAACGACAUGAUAACAUCAGAACGACCUAACUGGCAGACGGUCUACAAUUAUGUCAUUUCAAUAUACUGUCACUUUGAAACCUGAACCCUUCAUGUGAAGUCUUGUACAUGCCGAGCCUCUGCUUGCCCCAGCAGGCCCACUGGGCUUGUCCUGUAAGGUGCCUUGCCACCUCCAGGAGUGUGUUGUCUCCUCCCAUAGAGCAGCCUAGCUAAUCUGUCGCAACACAUUGAUGCGGCCUUUUUAAACAUGACAUUAGAUCAUAUUUUUGUACACUCAUUGCAUGUAGGGAAGAUUAAGUAUAUAUGAUUAUCACUUAGUUAUUGUGAAGUGCCUUUUUUAAGAGAAAUAUACUUAGGUUUCUUCAUUUUUAUCUCUACUUUUGUUGUGUGGUUUCUUUCUAUUAAAUGUAAGAGCUGUGUUUUCUGUGUACCAGAACUUGAUGACUGCGUUCCCUUUCUAAGAACCAUAUUUAUAUAUGAAUAAGGAAUGAAUCUGUCUAGUCUGAUUUACUUUUUUUUUUUUUAUUAUUUAUUUAUUUUUUUAUUAUUAUUAUUAUUAUUUUUUUUUUUUUUCUCUCUCCAUGGAAAAGACAAGUAUAAAAUCUUGCUGUUCUUACCUGGCUGUGUGAUGACCAGAGAUGUUUAUAGUCUAAGUUUCUCCAGUACAAAGAGGAACACAUACUGGCGACGUGUCUCUGAUCCUCUGCCAGGCGGGAGGGGGGAGGGAGGGAUGGUGGUGGUGGUGCUGGUGAUGGUGGUGGUGGUUGGUGGUGGUGCUCCAGGAAGGUACUGUCAAGAAAGUAGCUGUGAUAACUUCUCAACAACUUCCAGUUUUAAUUACUCAUUGCCCAUUGCUUAUUAGUGUGCCUGCCUGCCCGCCAGUGUGCCAGCAGGUAAAACUCUGGCUUCAGUUGGCUGGGUACUAACUGAGCUGUGAGGGUUACAGUGCUGGGGGCCUACAGUGGUAUAUACCAACAUUAUUAUGCAUGAAACAGGAUGAUUCCUCAAUCUUGUCAACUAGCCUUUGAGGCCACCAAUUAGCUUUGUUUUCUAAUAUAACAUGAAUUUCACAUGCGUGAAUACCUGUAAUCAAGCUGUGCCUUACCUAUUUAUCAAGAAAUCUGCUUAUAAAAAUGAACUGUAAACAUAAAAAUGCAUGCUUCCAUUAAGUCAGGAGAGGUGGGUGUCUGGGUGCACCACACCAAGGGUGGCUCCAAGUGGUCGUGCUGUAGGGAGCAUCACAUCCACAGAGUUCUGUAUAAAGUGUUCAGCUUUUUAUCCUUUACUGUCUUGAGGUCUUGUAUCAUUAUAUUGUACAAAGUUUUGUAAUCACAGUUCAGUGGACCUGUUGCAGUGGCUUUGUAUUUUUGCUUGUAAAUAGUUAAAUAUUUAGGAUUAUGGUGAUUACAUUAUGCAGUACAUAUAGUGCAACAGUGCAUGUAUGCUUGCAAGUUCCUAUAGCACACAUGGAUGCAGUAUUAUAAUAAACACUGAAGCUUAA